AUGGUGGCAACGUUCAAGAUCGCCGUGCUGGGAGCCCAGGGCGUGGGCAAGAGCGCCAUAGUCCGUCAGUUCCUCUACAACGAGUUCAGCGAGGUCUGCGUGCCCACCACAGCCCGCCGUGUCUACCUGCCCGCCGUCGUCAUGAACGGCCACGUCCACGACCUGCAGAUCAUGGACUUCCCUCCCAUCACCGCCUUCCCCGUCAACACCCUGCAGGAGUGGGCGGACGUGUGUUGCAGGGGCCUCCGGAGCGUCCAUGCCUACAUCCUGGUCUAUGACAUCUGUUGCUUUGACAGCUUCGAGUACAUCAAAACCAUCCGCCAGCAGAUCCUGGAAACAAGGGUCAUCGGCACUUCGGAGACGCCCAUCAUCAUCGUGGGCAACAAGCGAGACCUGCAGCGGGGCCGGGUGAUCCCGCGCUGGAACGUCUCCAACCUGGUGAAGAAGACGUGGAAGUGCGGCUACAUCGAGUGCUCGGCCAAGUACAACUGGCACAUCCUGCUGCUCUUCAGUGAGCUCCUGAAGAGCGUGGGCUGUGCCCGCUGCAAGCACGUCCACACCACCAUCCGCUUCCAGGGCGCCCUGCGCAGGAACCGAUGCACCAUCAUGUGA
Molecule: messenger RNA, 612 nt
Organism: Eurypyga helias (sunbittern)
Lineage: Eukaryota; Metazoa; Chordata; Aves; Eurypygiformes; Eurypygidae
Gene: RASL10B
Product: RAS-like, family 10, member B
Exons: 3
Coding region: 1-612 (203 amino acids)
Molecular function (GO): GTP binding; GTPase activity
Source: RefSeq, a predicted model, not a curated record